AAUUGGCGUGUGUUACGUUAAUAAAAGUAUGGUGCCAAAAGUAGGAAGCCAAUUAUGACUCGCGCGUUGCAAUUUAGAACAAAUAUCCUGUAACCGAAAGAAACAUUUUCGGAGGACAGAAUGAAAGGUAUUCGAUGGUCAACAAAGAAGGUCCUCCCUAAAAUACAAGAAUUUGAAAAAGUAAUGGAUCCACCCCUUACCUCUGAAUCACGCGAAAAAUCUAAAGCAUAAUAAAACUCCCAUCAUUUGAAUUUGCACGCCGAUCGAUUGACGUAAAAUGAGAUGUGUAAAAUAAUAUUAUAUAAAUGCAUAUUUGUAUAGAUACAUAUAUGGAUAUACGUACACAAACACGAUACCAUAGUCACUCAUCACACGAAGGACAUACGUACACACACAGAUAUUAUAUAUGUAUAUAUAUUUUUCAGAUCUAGAAAGACCCAUCCUGGUGCUGUAGUACACUUGAGUGAUAACCCUUUAGAUUUGAGCAAGAUGCUGAUAGGAUACGAAUCGGGUCAGAUAGUGUUUUGGGAUUUAAAAACGAAAAAUGCGGAUUACAGAUGCCAAAGCGACGUACCCUUGAGAUCGAUAUCUUGGCAUCACGAGGGUAAACAGUUUAUGUGUAGUCACACCGAUGGUUCUCUGUCAACAUGGACAGUACGUCAAGUGAAAGCAACAAGUGUUACGCAUCCCCACGCAAAAACUACUAAAGACGGCGAACCAGAACCGUGUAAACCUAUUCAAAAAGUCGAGUGGAAACUUUCCAGAUCGGGGGAAGCAUACGUUAUAUUUUCUGGUGGUUUAGCGUAUGAUACGACUGGACGAACUCCAAGCAUAACGGUCAUACACGGGAAAACCACUACUGUAUUAGAAAUGGAGCACAAUGUGAUAGACUUCAUAACACUAUGUGAAAGUCCAUGGACCAGUGAUUACCAAGAUCCAUAUGCUGUUGUCGUUCUACUACAAAACGAUUUGGUUGUGAUAGAUUUGUUAACUCCUGGAUUUCCGUGUUUCGAGAAUCCAUACCCAAUGGAUAUACACGAAUCUCCCGUGACAUGUUGUGCAUACUUUGCAGACUGUCCUUCGGAUCUAGUACCUGCUUUUUAUUCAGUUGGAUCGAAAUCACAAAAAAAGACAGGGUUCAGUGAAAAGGAUUGGCCGAUAUCCGGCGGUGAAUGGAGUUCGAGCUCAAGUAGUUAUAACGAAAUUAUUGUAACUGGGCAUGCUGACGGUAGUAUAAAAUUUUGGGACGCAUCCGCAGGCACUUUACAAGUUCUUUACAAAUUGAAGACAGCAAAACUUUUUGAAAAAGGUAGAACGCGUAGUAUAGACUCCGAAGAAGAUCCGUUGGCGAUACAACUCAUCUUCCUUUGCCCCGAAAGUCGGAAAUUAGCGAUCGCGGGAAGCGGAAGACACGUUGUUUUAUUCAAAUUCAAAAAAUUAGAGAGUAUGUCUGAAGUAGUGACUUUGGAGAUAUCAUUGACAGCAGAUGUAGGGAAAGAGGUGGAAUGCUCGCCCGAUCACGAUUCCCCGGCUGGCAAUACUUCAGGAAGUAGCGAAACCAAAAAUACGGAAGGAAAUCAAGGGCUUAAAGUUAAGAGUGGUUUGCAGAAGAGAGCUGCAGGCUUUCAAGCAACGCUUAUCUGUUUAACGGUUGGUGCCAGUGGAGAACAACCCGAAAAUAUAACAGCUCUUAGUUUGAAUUCUUCCUAUGGCUUAAUGGCGUAUGGGAACGAAUCCGGUUUGGUGAUAAUAGACAUCGUGCAGAAAAUUUCUUUGGUUGUGUUAAAUACAGCGGAUAUCGGUGGUAGUACGGAUCCCUGUCAACGUGCGCUACGCAGUCCUAAACGUCAAGAUGACUCGAAACGAGAAAACGAAGAUAAAGCAAGGAGUCCUAGCACAGAUCAGACUCAUCGAGACUCUACUGUGGCAUCCGAAGCCUUAUUAACAAUGGUAGCCGACAAUUCUCAACAAUGUCCAGUUCGCGAUGAAUUCCAUGCUGGAAACAAUAGCGAAAAAGGAACCGCGGAGGAAUCCGUGAGCGAAAAUCCUAAGCCUGGAAAUGCAGUGGACGAAGAAGAUUCCGCAAAAAACCACGGCUGGAAAGGAUUUAACCUGAAGAGGCAACUUAGCAAGGUUGAUCUGAAAAUAAAGAGUACUUUCACGCCAACAUUGGUGACGUCUCAAAAUGGGGUAGGCACUGAUAGUAGCGGUCAGAAAGCUUCCGUAUUUUACUGUAAUGUCAACGAAUCCGCGAAUUCGUUAUCUCCAGUCGAAAGUGUCGAAGACGAGUCUUCGCUGUCGUCCGAAGGUUCGAUAUCAGGCCGUGAAAGUCCAUUGAACGAUGAUAAGAAAAGGCAUAGUCAGGAUGUAAAGAGCCCGAUGAUCGAAGGAGACGUUAAUAAACAGUUACGAUCCCAUAACGACAACGUGAUCGGAAAAUCGGAUGCUGUGCGACCCGUUAAUUUAACCCUGUCCGAGAACGAAUUGAAACCGCCACGGCUGAAGAAAAUUGUGAAGAUGAAACAAGUGAAAAGAGAGGGUCGUUUGUUGUCGGUGCCAAAUUUAAAGUUUGCGAAAAACGAUCCAACGGUUUGUGACCUAAGGUGCGAAGAGAACACGGCCCCCGAAUCCUUCACCUGCAAUCUGAUAAGAAGAUUCAGUCGGGUAGACAAAUAUGACAGUUCGUUUCAACGAUCAAGAAGCUCGAGUAUGUCGUCGCUUGAGAACAUCACCACAGAAACCAUCAGCUGCCUUACAUUCGCAGAUUCCUACACGAGAAAAAGUGAUACCAGUCCCGUACCAACACUGUGGAUCGGUACAUCAUUAGGAUCUAUACAAACGGUGAUUUUUAAUACACCUGUUCGCGGAGAACGACACGUUCAACCGGUUGUUGUUUCUUCAUGCAAUGGAUCUACUUUUAAAUUAAAGGGCUCUAUUCUAUUGAUGUCCUUCUUAGAUUGUAACGGUGCCCUUAUUCCAUGCUCUUACGAAUCCUGGAAAGAUGAGACUGUGGAGGGCAAAGAUCGAAAUAAGAGUCAAGGUAAAUGUACAAAUAGUCGGAUGUCUCCUUCGUUGAACACGCAAGUAACUACCGGAGACGGAUUCGAAGAUCGUCAAUUUGUUGUAUUAACAUCUGAAAAGCAGGCGAGGGUUUUAGCGUUACCAUCGCAGAAUUGUCUAUACAGGCAACAACUAGCUGAAACUCAUAUUGUCAUCAAAUCAGAGAUCACUUCUAUAAAAGACAAUGUUUGUCUCGUGUGCUACGUUUCAAAUGGACAUAUAGCUACGUACAGUCUACCAAGCCUGAGGCCACUAAUAGACGUCGAUUUCUUACCUCUUAUAGAUUUGAGUUUUCAGACUACAAAACAUGGCAUUGUAGACCCCAUGUUGUCCAUAUGGGGUCAUCAACUCUUUGUUAAUGGCGAUACCGAUCAAAUUGCAAAAACCCUCGGCUUCAGCAAUAGAGGCCACGGUCUAUACCUCUCAUCGCCCACUGAGAUUCAAAAGUUUUCCGUAUCCAGCCAAUUUUGUGCGGAAUUAACUGAAAUGAUGGGAGACUUAUUCAUUGGUCAUGAUAUGCCUGAACCACCUAAAGAAAGUUUCUUCAAGGGCCUCUUCGGCGGAGGAUCACGAAGUCUGGACAGAGAAGAGUUAUUCGGUGAGUCUAGUGGGCGAGCUUCUCGUACGGUUGCAAAACAUAUACCAGGACCGAACGCUGGUACGGAGGCUCUUCGAGAACGCGUGACAACCGCCACAGGAGAAGUGGCGAUGGCCCAUCAAAUGGUUAUGGAGCGUGGUGAGAAGCUGUCACAACUGGAGGAACGGACAGCGCGCAUGAUGACGGAAGCGGAAGGUUUCUCUCAGUCUGCUCACGGAUUGAUGCUCAAGUACAAAGACAAGAAAUGGUACCAGCUAUGAGAAUAUAGCUCGAGUUGUAUCCAAAUUUGGAUCUGCGUACGAUUAUAUGAUAAUUUAGCGUUCACAUGUCAUGUAUGAGUUCUGUCGUACUAAAAACCAAAAAAGAAAAAAAAUAGGAUGAAAUCGAAAAAUUGAACAUAUUGUGAACUUUGUACGCACACACCGGAAACAUAUUACACGGAACAAAAGAGUGAAAUAUGUGUAUGUGUUGGUAAGAAAGAUGGCUGGGAGGAGGGUCGAAAGAUAUAAAGGAAACAUAUUCAUGCGAUACUUGUACAACCAGGUAAUACACACGCACAUUUUUCAGCGAAGAAUAUAGGAAAAGUCAUAUACACGUAUAAACACAAAUAAGAUUAAGUAUAUAUAUAUACACAUACAUAUAUAUAUAUAUAUAUAUAUAUAUACACAUGCGCGAUCUCUCAGAAUGAUUAAUAAUCUAUAUACAUACAUAUAGACCGAGUAAAUAUAUGGUAUAUACGUUACGUAUAAACCAACUGAGCAGAUAAAACGGAAGGAAAGUGGGAUGGCUGCGAUUAAAAUUAAAUAAAUUAUUAGUGGAUAUAAUAACAUAAGGUUUAAGAAGUAAGUAUUUACGCAAGAAUAAGAAAAUGAUUCUACUACGUGCGAGUCAAUAGAUAUGACUAUGUGACAAUUCGCGUUCUAAUCUACGACUCUGGUAAAUAUAUUCGGAUACUCUGUAACACAGAAAUGCUGAAGCAGAAUGAUACUUUGUCUUCAUUUGUACUUAGUUAAAAAAGAAGAAUAUAAUAAUUAAAGCACGUACAAGGGCAAACAUUGUUCGAACGAUACAAACCAAAAUUACAGAGCGAAGUUGAUGAUGUGGAGACGUUUAUUGUGAAUGCAUUUUGACGUAAUUAAUUAAUAACGUAUUGAUAAACGUAUUUAAUUAAUUACGUAAUAACCAAAAAAAAAAAAUUAAUCGAUUGGGAUAAUAGCACAGUGAAUGAACGUUGAAGGCAGUAAAAUAUAUAAUUUAUCCACGAUGCUGGACCAUCUGGACUUAUAUUCCAAUAUAUAAUCCUACCGUACCGUCACAUCGUUGAUAAAACAUAUAUUAGUUGUUAUUAAUUGUAGUUAUCGCUAGAUAUGCUAUGUAUAUAAAAUAACAAGUGCAGUAGGAAAUAUUAUACAUCAAAAAAAGAGCAGUUUGUAUAAUAACGUGUUGUAAGUUGCGCUACUUCAGCGUCAAUGAUGAAUUCAUUUGAAUUUAUGAUAUAUAUAUAUAUAUAUAUAUAUAUAUAUAUAUAUAUAUAUAUAUACACAUAUACAUAUAUACAUAUAUAUAUAUAUGUAUAUAUAUAUAUAUACACAUAUACAUAUAUACAUAUAUAUAUAUGUAUAUAUAUAUAUGUAUGUAUCGAUCGGAAUAAAGAAGUACUACUAUAAUUUUUAAAAUUAUAUGUAGAUUAGAUUAUGGAAAGACAAUAUAUCUAAUAAGUUCACUUGAAUUUAUUGAGACCCUGAAUUACCGUACUGCUUCCAUAGCAAUAACUCUAUAGUUGAUGUUAAUGGUACUAAUCACCUACAUAAAACUAUAUUAUAAUUUGCCCCGCAAACAAUUGCAAUUCCUUUUUGCUUCUGAGUAUCAUUUUCCUUGGACAAUAUACACAGGUAUAGUUUUCUUCGUAUACAUUUAAACGCCGCUAUAAUUAUUGUCAGUAAAUAUAUUUAACGUUCUCGAUAUAUUGAAACAUGGUCGAAACGCUAUUUUAAUUUCAGAAUCUCAAGAUAAUUGCAUAAGAAAACCAACAUGUGAUUCUACACUUUCAUUAUUCGUUUUACUUAAACAACAACUUUUUUGACGAUGUCUUUUAUCGUCUUACUCGCAAGCGAGUUCUUCAAGUGUAAGUCCGACUUCUUAACUGGGAUUUACACAGCGAUGGAGCAAGAACUACCGAAGUCAUUUAUUACAGUUCAGUGGGCGGAGAGUUAAUAGUUUUUGAAAUAUUUAAUAUUAAAGUGUUGACGAUCACUUAUCUGCUAAAACACAAUUUUCAAGUGAGAAUACAAUACGAAACUACAGUGUACUGUAAUCUAAAAUACAAAUUUACUUUCUUUCUAAAUAUCUCGCAAAGUACUAACAAUCUGCUCACCAAACCAUAAUUAUUGACUUCGGUAUUUCACGCUCCACCAUUGCCAACAAUUAAAAAACCAGACAUACACUUGGAGAAUUUCCCUUGUAAAUGGUCUUCAAAACUCAGAAACUUUAUAUGCGGGGUUUUCUGACAUGAUAAAAAAAAGCAAAAAAUAUUAAACGAUGGUUACAUUAAAAUAAGCAUAGAAGCGUGUUAAUAACCAAUAAGCAAAAGGGAGGAGCCAAUACAUAACAGAAAUAAAAAUAUUUGUCUCGGGACUUUUGUGAAAAUGAAAAAGUUGUUUAUUGCUCUAACAAUAGAAUAGUAAAUGUACGAUAGUUGCAGACAAAGAACAGCAAAAUACGUUAUUAUCUAAGUGUUUGAUAAUAUAACAUAUUCUAACACUUGUUGUAUAAAAACUACUGUUUAGAUAAUUUUGAAUUAUUUAUGUCAGCAAACAGGUUGAAAUGUGUUUGAAUAUAAUUUAUUAUAAUAAAACACAAUUUGAAAUGAAAAAGGAAUAAUAUAACAAACAAACAAAGAUAAGUAUUAAUCGGAAUUCCUAUUUAACCUUGAUCUACGUUCGUUAUGUUAUAAAAACUUGUAAUAUCUGUUAAUUAUUUAUAUCCGCAAUAUGGAUUUUCUGCAAGGCUAGAUUUUUUCGAUUAUCAAAUAACUAUAUAACUUAAGAUAAUGAGGCUUUCAUGGCCCGGUUCUUCAUGGUUGAUAGUAACCGAGGCUUCCGGACGUAAGCCGUAUGCUUUGGAUAAAAUACUCCUACGUUUAGCCAGCCUUCCAGCUAGCUUCCUCAAAAAGUCAAAUGGCAUUCUGACAUUGGCGUUCAUCGUGAAAUUUGGGUAAUUUUAAGUCACGGUUCCUUAACUACCAAUCACUGAGCUCAUGGCACGGUUUUCUGAUUAAUAAUAAAAGUUGUCAUGAUUAUUCUAGAUAUUCUAGGUAUGGUUGAAAUUAUAACCUACUAAUUGGUCAACUGAACAAUCAUAUCAACUUCUAUUGAUAACUUGUGGCCCAUGCUAUAAGCUCGGUGAGUGAUAGUCAAAGAACUGUGACAUGAGUAUAAGUAUCUUUUAAAGUGUCCCAAGUUACAUAAUGCACGCCAAUAACAGUAUGUCAUUUGACCUCUGAAGAAGCCAGCUGCAAUGCUGGUGAUUGGUGUAUUUAUCCAAAGAACAAAGCUUACAACCGGAAAUUUCAGAUAGUAUCAACUGUACAACUUAAAAAUUCUUACCGCGACACAGAACAAUUGAUACUUAUUUCGGUAAAGCAAUAUUACUUCGAGAGUUUCUACACUUGUUUUCACAAAUAUUGUAAUGUUAUAGAUAUUCGAAGAGAUUUAUUUUCAGCGUGAACGUAUUGAAUCGUUUUAUAACAAAUAUAUUGCUUCCUGUAUGUUCAAACGAACUGUAGCUACCUCUAC
Hylaeus anthracinus is the source of this 7452-nucleotide messenger RNA. It is a transcript of the gene Tomosyn, whose product is annotated as syntaxin-binding protein 5. Lineage: Eukaryota; Metazoa; Arthropoda; Insecta; Hymenoptera; Colletidae. Gene Ontology annotation, biological process: regulation of exocytosis; regulation of protein secretion. The record is from RefSeq and is a predicted model, not a curated record. The transcript has 19 exons. Bases 490 to 3918 code for a protein of 1142 amino acids. Gene Ontology annotation, molecular function: myosin II binding; GTPase activator activity; syntaxin binding. Gene Ontology annotation, cellular component: plasma membrane; SNARE complex; cytoplasm.